GUAGUCGGCUAGUCGCUAAAUAGCGGAAGAGCUAGUACCUCUCUCACCACUUGUAAACAAAAAUGAACAGCUUUAGAAAAUUAACGUCGCUUCAUCGCGUCUUCCCUCGAUUAUCAGCAACGGCUACUCAGCAAAUCCAGCCACUGAGAUUAUCUUCUCAUUUUACCUAUCAUCCUGACACAGUUCCAGAAUCAGAAGGUGAAACAGCCAGAAUCAAUCUCUUCCAAGCUGUAAAUCAAGCCUUGGAUACUGCCCUUCGUACUGAUGACUCUGCAGUUAUAUUUGGGGAAGAUGUUGGCUUUGGAGGUGUGUUCCGAUGUACUGUUGACCUUCAAGACCGGUAUGGAAAAGAUAGAGUCUUCAAUACUCCAUUGUGUGAGCAAGGUAUUGCUGGGUUUGCGAUAGGAGUUGCUGUUGGAGGUGCGACAGCCAUAGCAGAAAUGCAGUUUGCUGACUAUAUUUUCCCAGCAUUUGAUCAGAUUGUAAAUGAGGCAGCUAAAUAUCGAUACCGUUCAGGAAAUAUUUUCAACUGUGGAAAAUUAACUAUUAGAGCACCAUGUGGUGCUGUUGGACAUGGAGCCCUUUAUCAUUCACAGUCCCCUGAAGCUUACUUUGCUCACACACCUGGUUUAAAGAUUGUUGUUCCCAGGGGUCCUAUCAAAGCUAAGGGACUUUUGUUAUCAUGCAUUCGAGACAAUAACCCCUGCCUGUUUUUAGAGCCCAAAGUGCUCUAUCGUGCUGCAGUUGAGAUGGUCCCCACAAAAGAGUACACACUACCUUUGUCUUCAGCUGACAUUUUGGAUGAAGGAGAGGAUGUUACACUGCUAGGAUGGGGAACUCAAGUACAUGUUUUACGGGAAGUAGCACAGUUGGCACGUCAAGAACUCAAUGUGUCAUGUGAAGUGAUUGAUCUUGUCACUAUUCUUCCUUGGGAUAGACAAACAGUAUUUGAAAGUGUUAAGAAAACAGGUCGUCUGCUUGUUGCUCAUGAAGCACCGAUCACCAAUGGAUUUGGAGCAGAGAUUGCUGCAGCUGUUCAGAAAGAAUGCUUCCUCCAUCUUGAAGCUCCCAUUGAACGAGUAUGUGGAUUUGACACUCCAUUUCCUCAUAUAUUUGAGCCUUUCUACUUGCCUGACAAGUGGCGUUGUCUUAGUGCCAUUAAAAAACUAGUCAAAUAUUAGGUUAGAGAAUUUUAAUAAGAACUAAGUGAUAAAUAUGUAGAUUUUUCAAGUAGUUAGGUAGUUUUUUUUUUUUUCCUUUUUGACAGCAGUUGGUCCACACCAUUCAUUGAAAAAUACUAGCGACAAAGCAUUUUAUGUAUGUUCUGUAGGUGAAGAUUAUGAUUUGAAUAAAUGCAAGUUAUACUUGUGAUAGAAAUCUACAGCUGCAUGUCAUCCUUUAAUUAUUUUCUUAGGAAUUUGAUUUAUUGUACGCAGCACAUACUUAUUAUAUAUACAAACAUGUAAAUGAACUUAUGUAUUAUUUAGUUUAGUUUCUUUUAUCUUUUAGUGCCAAAAGCAUUCAAUAUUUC
Messenger RNA from Macrobrachium nipponense, 1531 nucleotides. RefSeq names its product 2-oxoisovalerate dehydrogenase subunit beta, mitochondrial-like. Gene Ontology annotation, biological process: response to nutrient; branched-chain amino acid catabolic process. The record is from RefSeq and is a predicted model, not a curated record. NCBI's taxonomy places the organism in Eukaryota, Metazoa, Arthropoda, Malacostraca, Decapoda, Palaemonidae. Gene Ontology annotation, molecular function: catalytic activity. Bases 63 to 1181 code for a protein of 372 amino acids. The transcript has 8 exons.